CUCCUCCUUCCCUCCUCCCUCCCAUUCUCUUCCUCCUCCUCCUCCCCUUUGCUUUUCUUCACCCUUCUUCUCUCCCACUUUUUUCCCCACUCAAUUUAACGUUUCUCUAAAAAUCCUCACGGGGUUCCACUUUGCCCAGUACCAUCACCCAGUGCCUGUGAGCGCCCCGCCUUCCACCCUGCCCGCAUUUUUUCCUUCCUCCCCAGUCUCACGCACACUGACACAGCACAUCCUGCUCACCCUUCACCUGAGGAUCCCCCACAUCUAGAGCCUUCUCAUUUGCACACGGGCAUCCUAAUAUCAACAGUAAUGAGACUGAUCCCCCGUCCCUUAGAGGGUUGGGCAGCACUCUCCACAGCGAAGCUGCGUCCUGGGCUUCAGAGGCACGGCCUCUGUUUUUAUAGUUUAGCAGAUGGUUUGUGGCAAAGGCACUAUUUAGUUUCGCCCCACCCCUUAAGUCUCCAAUAUUUUAAGGACACACCAAAAGCUUUGGCAUAGAAAAAGGACUACGUUAAGUGACCAAAUCUUUUCCCUAAAGUUCUUUAGGAAAUGUCCUAAGGGUCGACAACUGAUUCCAAAACCCUUUCAAAGUGACAGUAUCAAGUACUGGGUACUGGGGAUGGGGAUUUUGAGUGGCGAGGAGAUGAACAGCCUCCCAGAACUGUGCUGGGGAUUUCCCAGGAGGCCCCUCGUGCUCAGUUGAGUCACCAAGUCCUGUGUUUGACCUGUGGUCUUCUGGGGCGGCAGAAUUUCGCUGAGCUUCUGACGGAGCAGAAGGUUCUUCACUGCCCUGAGAUCACAAGUGUCAUAUGUAUGCGAGACUUUGUCAUGGGAAACAGCUGCUACAUGGUGGUAGCUGUGCUGCUGCUGGUGGGCACCAGGAGGACGAGAGCCCUGCAGGACUCCUGUGACAAGUGUGAGGCUGGUACCUUCUGCAAGAAAGACAAUCCAGUUUGUACCAGAUGUCCUCCAAGCACUUACUCCACCAGGGGUGGACAGCCGUAUUGCAACAUCUGCAAAGUGUGUGUAGGUUAUUUCAGGUUCAAGAAGCCUUGCUCCCCGACCAGUGACGCAGAGUGUGAAUGCACCGAGGGACUCCACUGCUUCGGGCCAAAGUGUGCCAGGUGUGAAAAGGACUGCAAGCCAGGCCAGGAAUUAACAGAGCAGGGUUGUAAAAACUGUGGCUUCGGGACGUUUAAUGAUCAGAACGGUGGUGGCCACUGUCGACCCUGGACAAACUGCUCUCUAGCUGGAAAGUCUGUGCGUGAGAACGGGACCCAGGAGAAGGACGUGGUCUGUGGGCCCGCUUUGGCCAGCCUCUCUCCAGGUACCUCCCCCACCGCUGUGCCGGCCUCUGAAGGAGGGCUCCCCUUGCAGGUCCUUACCGUGUUCCUGGCGCUGACCUCGGCCAUACUGCUGUUCCUGCUCUUCAUCAUUCUCUGGUUCUUGGUGGCCAGAUGGAGCGGCAAGAAAUUCCCCUACAUAUUCAAGCAACCAUUUAAGAUGGCCGUUCGAACAGCUCAAGAGGAAGAUGCGUGUAGCUGCCGAUUUCCAGAGGAAGAAGAAGGAGGAAGCUAUGAGAUGUGAUGUGCCAUCCCAGGAGAUGUGGGGGUCCUCAGGAAAUCGAGGAGCAGCACAGGAACCCCACUGCCCUUUCCCAGCACCAUCCUGGACAAUGUGCAAGCGCUCACCCCAUCCAAGCCUCUUCUAACGCUAACGGAUUUGUCUUUACCAUUGUUAAAUUUUUUAUUUUUAAACUUUGUGUAUGAGUGUUUUGCCUGUGUGUGUGCGUGUGUGUAUGUGUGUGUGUGUGUGUGUGUGUGUGUGUGUGUGUGUGCGCGCGUGCGCGCUCAUGCACACACACCAUGUGGGUUCCUGAUGCCAGCUGAAACCAGAAGAGAGGGUGUUGAAUCCACAGAAAGUGAAGUUAUGGAUAGUUGUGCACUAGGGACCAAACCUGUGUGUGUCCUUUGCAAGGGCAGCCAAUGGCCUUAGCCA
Peromyscus maniculatus bairdii (prairie deer mouse) is the source of this 1998-nucleotide messenger RNA. It is a transcript of the gene Tnfrsf9, whose product is annotated as TNF receptor superfamily member 9. Gene Ontology annotation, cellular component: external side of plasma membrane. The record is from RefSeq and is a predicted model, not a curated record. Gene Ontology annotation, biological process: negative regulation of cell population proliferation; apoptotic process. Gene Ontology annotation, molecular function: signaling receptor activity; protein binding. NCBI's taxonomy places the organism in Eukaryota, Metazoa, Chordata, Mammalia, Rodentia, Cricetidae.